UUUCCCUUUGUGUUAUAUAUGUGUGUUGACUUAUUUCGAACGCGUUUUUUUGUGAUCUUUUGGUGAUAGUUUAGUGUUUUGUUUGAUAAUCAAAGAUAUCGAAUAAUUCAAUUAGAAAUUGAAAAAGAAAAGAUGAGUCAUCAUCAUCAUCAUCAUCAUCGAUAUGAUUAUUCAUCAGCACCGAAACCUAAUCGUUCUUUGUUCAUAAAACGUGUUCCAUUUCAGACAAGAUCGCAUGAUUUACGUGAAAUUUUUGAAAAAUAUGGCCCAGUAAAAGAUGUUUAUAUACCAAAAGAUUUUUAUACAGGAAAAAUUCGUGGUUUUGCCUAUGUUGAAUUCGAAAGACUGAAAGAUGCUGAAUAUGCAAUACGAAAAUUAAAAUAUGAUCGUUUAUGGGGCAAUGAAUUAUGCGCAGAAUUUGCACAAGGAGAUCGAAAAACUCCAACACAGAUGCGAAAACGUAAUAAUUAUUCAACAACAAGUUAUGGACAACGUUCACCAAUUUCUAAUGAAUAUUAUUCUCGUAAAGAAGGAAAUUAUCAUCGAAGGAAUCGUUCACGAUCACCAUCAUCAAGCCAUAAUUCUCAUCGUUAUCAUCAUCAAAAACGACAAUCAUUUAGCCGUUCAAGAUCUCGUUCACCAUAUAAUAAUAAAAAAUAUCGACCAACAAGUCCAAAGCCAAGCUAUGAUCCAAGACUUUUUCUUGACUAGAAAAAAAAACAAAACAUUCCAAACAAAAAAAAAUUUAAUAUUUUGUAAUUAGAAAAAAAAUUAAAUAAA
Messenger RNA from Dermatophagoides farinae (American house dust mite), 780 nucleotides. Its product is annotated as serine/arginine-rich splicing factor 10. The record is from RefSeq and is a predicted model, not a curated record. NCBI's taxonomy places the organism in Eukaryota, Metazoa, Arthropoda, Arachnida, Sarcoptiformes, Pyroglyphidae. Gene Ontology annotation, molecular function: RNA binding.